UGCUGUCCAGGUACACUUCAGGUGUACUGUGACAUGGACUCACUAGAAGGACGGUGGACAGUGUUCCAGAGGAGGAUGGACGGCUCGGUGAACUUCUACAGGCCCUGGGAUCACUACAAGAUGGGCUUUGGUGUCGCUGCAGGAGAGUACUGGCUCGGUCUUGAGAAUCUCUUCCACCUGACUCUGAGGAAAAAGUAUGAGCUGCUGGUCGACAUGGAGGACUUUGAUGGAAACAAAGUGUUCGCUCGUUACUCCUUGUUCUCCGUCAACCCAGAGUCCUACGGAUACAUGCUGCAUGUGGCUGGAUUCACUGAUGGAGGUGCAGCUGACUCCCUGAGUUAUCACAAUGGACAGAAAUUCUCCACCUUUGACAGAGACCAGGACACCUGGGAGGGAGGGAACUGUGCCAGAACCUACUUGGGGGCGUUCUGGUAUAACGACUGUCACGUAGCAAAUCCAAAUGGUGUUUAUCGAUGGGGGGCUGAUGGCACACUCUUUGCUGUUGGAGUGGAGUGGUCUGGAUGGAAGGGUUAUGACUACUCCCUAAUCAGUAUGAAGAUCCGUCCUGUGCAGUAGUCUUUUUAUUCUUUUCUCUCUGUAGUUCAUAAUCUCAGAUAAUCUUUAGAUGGAAACAGACACAUAGGGUCUGAUAACAUGUUCACUCUAUUUUCUGCAAACACAAUUUACAGCAAAUGAAAUGACAAAGAAAACAUGAUAAAAAAAAUUAAAAGCCUAAUAAUAAAAUCCUGCAGACAAACACACACUUAGCUUUAAAGUCAAACUAACAGCUCACACACUGAUCAGUAUCGUCUCUCUUUUGACCUACAACUGAACAAAUUACCAACAUAAUUAAACAAAUUUGUAACUUUGACAUGUUGAUGCUGUUCCUGCAUUUUAGCUGGAUAAAAAGAGGUAUUAGACGUUCAGACCAAAUGUCACCCUGCACUGGGUGUCUGAACACAACGCUUGUUGGAGGUUUGACACACUGAUGUGAAUCAUUAUCUGCUGUAUGGAGACAAUAAAUGAGAAACUGAGCAGAAGUCUGA
This is a messenger RNA of Epinephelus lanceolatus (giant grouper), 1046 nucleotides long. Lineage: Eukaryota; Metazoa; Chordata; Actinopteri; Perciformes; Serranidae. The record is from RefSeq and is a predicted model, not a curated record.